AUGAGGGCAGCGGUUGGUGCCGCUUCUGGUGACCACAUGCACAAAGCUGCUGCUUCGGUCAAUUCUGGAGCUUCGGUCAGUUCUGGGGCUUCGGUCAGUUCUGGGGCUUCGGUCAGCUCUGGGGCUUCGGCCAGCUCUGGGGCUUCGGCCAGCUCUCAUGUUUCGGCCAGUUCGUAUCAGCACACGUAUUUGGAGCUCGGCGAAGAUGGGCCUAAAGUUAUCCGUACAUACCGCGCGGGAGACCACGUAGUGUCGUUCCCGGACAACAAGACGGAGUCAUGCUACGAUACCAACGACAAACCAGAAGAUUCCGACGAUUACGAGAAACCCGAGGAACUUGCUACGAUAUGCUGUGACCUUGCCACCAUUUUCUGUGACCUUGCCACCACCAUCGGCUGUGACCUUGCCACCAUCUGCUGUGACCUUGCCACCAUCUGCUGUGACCUUACUACCAUCUGCUAUGACCUUGCCACCAUCUGCUGUGACCUUGCCCCCACCAUCUGCUGUGACCUUGCCACCAUCUGCUGUGACCUUGCCACCACCAUCGGCUGUGACCUUGCCACCAUCUGCUGUGACCUUGCCACCAUCUGCUGUGACCUUACUACCAUCUGCUAUGACCUUGCCACCAUCUGCUGUGACCUUGCCUCCACCAUCUGCUGUGACCUUGCCUCCACCAUCUGCUGUGACCUUGCCACCAUCUGCUGUGACCUUGCCACCAUCUGCUGUGACCUUGCCACCCAUCGCCGCGCACGUGAUGACCAGUGGUAGGUGAAUGGCAUC
Molecule: messenger RNA, 780 nt
Organism: Branchiostoma belcheri (Belcher's lancelet)
Lineage: Eukaryota; Metazoa; Chordata; Leptocardii; Amphioxiformes; Branchiostomatidae
Exons: 2
Coding region: 1-768 (255 amino acids)
Source: RefSeq, a predicted model, not a curated record